Messenger RNA from Phanerochaete carnosa HHB-10118-sp, 970 nucleotides. RefSeq lists its product as uncharacterized. The record is from RefSeq and is a predicted model, not a curated record. Lineage: Eukaryota; Fungi; Basidiomycota; Agaricomycetes; Polyporales; Phanerochaetaceae. The coding region runs from base 96 to 374 and encodes 92 amino acids. The transcript has a single exon.
CGCGGUGGUGGUGGUGGUGGUGAUGGUGGUUGAGAACCAACUUGUGCGACGCGGACGGUGCUGGAUGUACUUGCUGCCCGGCGACAGAUUGGGACAUGGACGGCAUCUGCUGCCGGCUCUGGCUCGUCGACAUGCUGCCCUGCGCUGCCCCGACCGCAAGUCCGGGGCCGGUCGCCGAGCCGUUCAGCGACGACGGCGGGCCCCAGCCGUCCCCCGCGCCGACUCCGAGCCCAAUCCCUCCGCCGGCUCCCAACCCGCCCCCUCCGAACGCCUGCUGCCUGGGGAGACCGUUCCCCGCGCCCGGCCGGCCGCCUUCCGCACCCAAAAUCGAAGACAGAGAGGUCAAGGGCAUUGACGCCGACGGCGUGUGGUAGAAGCUUUGUGGGUCCCGAGAGUGCGCUUCUCUUGACAGGACUUCCCGAGACGGGUCUCUCACCUGCUGGUGCUGCUGAGCCUGAUGGUCCCUCCCCUGCGCCGACCCAUGCCAAAACUCCCGCGACACGUCUCGCACUACAUACGGGUGCUGCCCGUGUCCUCCCUGCGCGUACGGAUGCGGAUUCAUCUGAAAGUCUCGAGUGUCGAAGGGGAUGUAAUCGAACUCCGGGGUGUGGGUGUCAGGCUGUGACAUUUUCUCAAGUCGCCGGAAGAGCCUGCCAGGUGGCUGGCCGUGGAGAUCGAAGCGAAAUCGAUAACGUCUUCAGGAGUCGGCGACGCGGCUGCGAACGGCGACCAAUCGCGACAGACUGCGAAAAUUCUUUCUUCUUGUACGACGUCUCGUGCAGACGUCAACUGGGGUGUGUGCGUGUGUCGAAGAGCGGACGAUAAAAAAAUAAACAGCAGCGAAAAGCGAUGCGGAAACGCAAAGGACGAAUCAGCGACAAACGGUGCGGUGGAGAGCGAUCACAGAAGACGAGUUCGAUAGCGAAAACGAGUAGCACGGUCGUAGAAUAUACGAACGUAGAGUAGAGGG